AUGUCAUUCGCGCCGUCUGACCCCUGGCCUCGCUCUCAUCAUGAUCUUCUGGAGCAAUACUACGCUGAAUAUGAAAGGCAAAUCGCGUCUGGAGAAUACAGGCCUUUUUUGUAUCCCUGGGGAAUGCUUGGUGCUUUGGUAGCUAUUGUCUAUCUUUUAAUACCGCACCAAGACCGUCCAUGGCUCCGCCACUGUAGAUACCUGGUCUUUGCUUGGGUCACUGGAUUCGCAAUAUAUACAGUACUCUAUACUAAAGCUAGACUGAUUGCACCAAGCUUCGGUGUUGGCUUGCUCAGCGCGUGGAGUGUAGUCUGGGUUGGGGCAAUCUUGAUUUGUAACGAUGCUCAGGCCGACUUCAUGAGGAUCGAGAAAAUGAGAGGUGUAUUCGGUGCCCCCACCGACAAACCGAAAGAGAAGGAUACCAUCAACCAUACAGAGUCUCCCCAUGAAGGGAUUUCAAAGCACGAGAACGGAGAUGUCAAGCUUUCCCUUUCAAAAGCCACAGCAGGACCCUCGGACCGCGACGGCCAAUUCGCAUGGCAACCCUACCCCCUCACCCCCUUCAUAGAACGCCUAGACUGGGUCCUCGACCUAUUCUGCAACUUCCGCGGCGCAGGCUGGAACUGGCGCACCUCUGCGCUCCCCCCACCCCCAAAAUGGAUCCAAGAACAACUCCGCCAAAACUGCGGUCCCAACACACCAAAACACUCCUUCAAGACGCACGCCGGCCAGGCGAAAUCCUACACCACACGCUCCCAACUCAUCCAAGCCAACCUCAAAGCUCUGCUCAAAGGCUACCUCGCCCUCGAUGCACUCAAAACACUCAUGAUGUGGGAUCCUUACUUCUGGGGUCUGGUAGAUCACACCCCAUCUCCAUCCUCACACCUCCCUUUAACCCUCUACUUCCUCCUCCACCACCACCACCCCCGCAUAACACACAUCUACCACCUCCUCCUCUCCAUGCUCGCCGUCAAAACCGCCCUCGAAACAAUCUUCACCCUCGGUCCCCUGGCCUCCUGUAUCCUACCCACCCCCUACCGCCACACCGCCCGCACCCUCCCUUUCCUCUACCCCACACCCUGGGGCCCCUUCUCCACCGUGCUCGACCACGGCCUCGCAGGCUGGUGGAGCAACUGGUGGCACCAAACCUUUCGCUUUGCCCUCGACCAGCCCAGUCGCGUCCUGCGCGAGCACUGGGAUUUGCACAAACACUCCCUGCGCUCGAGACUCCUUCAGCUGGUCACGGCGUUUACGGUAAGCGGCAUCUUGCACGCUACCGCUAGUUCCACGAUUUCAGGACCCUCGCGGCCUUGGUCUGCCUCUUUUGCGUUUUUUGCCGUACAGGCCCCGGCUAUCUUGCUAGAAGGUUGUGUGAGGCGUGCGCUUGAGAGCUGUGGGGUUGGUAGGAGAGUGCCGCGGUGGGGCAAGCGUGUGCUCACGUUGAUCUACGUGCAUGUGUGGUUCUACUCUACGGCGCAUUUGCUGUGUGAUGAUUUUGCGCGGGGCGGGAUUUGGCUGUUUGAGCCGGUCCCCGUGUCGGUGUUUCGGGGCUUGGGGUUUGGGGCGGAUGAGAGGGAUGGGUGGUGGUGUUGGGGUGGGCCGUUGGUGAGGUGGCAUCGUGGGGAGCGGUGGUGGGAUACUGGGAUUGCGUUUUGA
Molecule: messenger RNA, 1656 nt
Organism: Plenodomus lingam JN3
Lineage: Eukaryota; Fungi; Ascomycota; Dothideomycetes; Pleosporales; Leptosphaeriaceae
Biological process (GO): lipid metabolic process
Source: RefSeq, a predicted model, not a curated record